Nylanderia fulva is the source of this 5026-nucleotide messenger RNA. RefSeq names its product Polycomb protein Su(z)12 (gene Su(z)12). Lineage: Eukaryota; Metazoa; Arthropoda; Insecta; Hymenoptera; Formicidae. The record is from RefSeq and is a predicted model, not a curated record. Gene Ontology annotation, cellular component: RSC-type complex; nucleus; ESC/E(Z) complex. Gene Ontology annotation, molecular function: chromatin DNA binding.
GACCGAGCGCCUCGGAGCAGCAGAGUUUUCGCGCGGGGCGGGUGGCGGGUGUUGUCGUUGUCGCAGGUUUCGCGCGACCGAGAGGUGGAGCGUUUCCGCGGGAGAGCUUUGCUCGUGCACGGAGGACCGCGCGAAGAUGCCGCCGAAGAAGCGGGAGAAGGAUCUCGACGGACAGAAGGGACCACGUAUGGAUCAGAUUCAGGCCGAUCACGAGCUAUUUCUGCAGGCCUUCGAAAAACCAACACAGAUUUACCGGUUCCUCCGUACAAGAAAUCAAAUUUCACCAAUAUUUCUGUACAGAAAUUUAACGUAUAUGCGGCAACGUAUGUCCAGAAGUCAUAAAUCACGGCGAGGAUUUAAGGUUGACACAAUUCUGGAUAAGCUAUUAGCGAAAAAGAAACAAGAACAGAAUCUCGGUGUUCGCGGAUUCAUGACUCUAACGUUUCUAGGAUUUUACGACAAAAGAGUUGAGAUGUCGCAAGAUCCCGUUAAAGUGGAAACAUUGUUGUUGAAAAUCUGUCACAAGAAAAGGAAAGAUGUCAGCUCGCCUAUCAUGCAAGUUUCAGUCGGUACAAGCGAGGUCCCGAUCAACCCAUCCGAGAGUCAGCCUCCGCAGAAGGCACCCACGAUUUCCAUACCUAAUGAAUCUUUUAGCUUAAAUAAUGGUCACAUAGCGAAAACUUACAUGCUCUUGCUCAGGGUUUAUUGCAUGUCUAACAAUGGCUGCCUUAUAACUAACUGUGAUUUAGAAGAACCAGCUCAAAAACGUCGUAAAUCAUCCACGGGCUCGAUCAAGACCGCCGGUGAUGAAGUGAAACAAUACGGCUCGGAGCUCACCGUCUAUGAUAAACACAAUCGAUGUCUGUUGACGGAUGGCGAGUACGAAUUGGGUCUGCAAGAGGUACAGACUAACAUUAGGUCCAGUCCUAAGAAGCACAAUUCAUGGGAGACCGUAGUCGAUAUCAAGGACUGCGAACCAUUCGACAUAUUCAAGCAGGGACCGACGUUAAAGUUUCGGCUCAGCUGGACCACGGAGCCAAGCAACGGUUUAGUUGAUAGACCGAUGCCAAUACCUUCGAUACCGAACGGCGACAAUAAAGAAAAUCGAUCGGCCAAUGCUGGCUUCGAGCGUUCCUCUUCUGUAAAUCACAAUAAUAAUAGUAGCACAAACAAUAACAAUAACGCAACACUGCCAACGCCUAGUCCGCUGACACCCUCGUCGAGAAUGAGCGUUUCCAACGAGAAGGUGGACGCUAAUGCUAACGGAACUCAGCAAAUAGUUUAUCAAUUUUUGUACAACAAUAACAGCCGGCAACAGACGGAGGCCUGCGAAGACCUACACUGCCCCUGGUGCUCCUUGGAUUGUGGAAAACUGUACUCUCUAUUAAAGCACUUGAAACUGUGUCACUCGCGAUUCACAUUCACAUACGUGCCAAUUCCACAAGGUGCCCGAAUAGACGUAGCAAUAAAUGAAUGCUAUGAUGGUUCGUAUGCAGGUAGUCCUCACGAAUUAAUUUCACAACCGUCUAGUGUACCUUUUUCAAGGACAGGACCAACCAGGCGCACGAGCGUGACGAAUAUUUUGGUGUGUCGUCCAAAGAGAACAAAACCGAGCCUGUCCGAGUUUCUGGAGCUUGACGAGAACGAAUUCGAGAGCCAGAGACCCUAUAUCACAGGUCACAACAGGCUGUAUCAUCACACUGUAACAUGUCUGCCUAUAUACCCCAAAGAGAUGGAUAUCGAUUCUGAGGGUGAGAAUGAUCCCAAGUGGUUGCAAACAAAGACGAUGAUGAUGAUCGACGACUUUACGGACGUGAACGAGGGCGAGAAGGAGCUGAUGAAGAUGUGGAACCUGCAUGUGAUGAAGCACGGAUACGUAGGUGACUGCCAGAUACCACUAGCUUGCCAAAUGUUCUUAGAGAGUAAGGGAAAGGAGCUCCUCAUGAAGAACCUCUACCGCAACUUUGUGCUGCACAUGUGCAGUCUGUUCGACUUCGGUUUGAUCAGUCCGGUGAUACUGUACCAAACCAUACAAAAACUGCAGGAGAUCAUGAAGGAGGGCGGCGAGGAUGGAGAUGUGCGCAAGGUGUUGCAAAAGUCGCACGAGGCUCAGGUAGAGCACUGGAAAGCUGUGGGCGCGCAAUCGAUGCAACAUGACGCGUCCAAGGUCGGUGGUAACAAGAUCAGUUUUGGUAAUGACGGCUCGUCGAGCUCAUCGACAAACGCCAGACGGAAGACAACUGCCUCGUUGCCGUUAAACUCGCCCAGCUCGCAAAACGUCAAGAGCAUGCAUAGUAAUAUGCACAACGGUACAUAAGCAGCAUAAAGUGGCCAUGCCUCGUCGUCCUCGUCUAGCAGCAAGACUCAUUCACGAUAGUUCGAUGCGGAAUUCCAUUUAUCGGUAGAAGUUGUGCGGAUGCGAUCUCCUUCGACGUGGAACAAGAUCCCGGAACAAGAUUGCGUGAUCGUCCAACGUGCGGUGUAUCUGAUUAGAGUGAAAAUUGGAAUACCAUUGAGUGAUCUGUCGGCAAAUUGCACAAAAGUAAAAACUGUACAGUGCAAGUGACGCAGAGAGCAUAGCAGCGCGACGAUAAUAGACGCGAGCUGAACGAGAGAAUACCACCGACGAAAAUCAACGGCGAAAAUUGGUCCUGGACGCGAUACGCCGGCGGCGAGUAUCGUCGCCAGCUAGAAACCGUCCGCAAAUGGAGGUAGCUUUCAGUAUAGCUACUAACCCAUUGCUAACAAUAAGACCGAUCUCGCGCGUUUGUAAUGCAAAUUGUACUUUUUUUUCCUUCUUUUUUUGUACAGUAUUUGUUGCAAGUAAUAUAAAUAAGAUGCAAUUGAAAUUAUUAAAUGAACCGAAUGAUUAUCGUUCUAGUUAUAUUCGGUUUUCGAGAUUUAAUUUAAAGCUGUAAAUGAUUAUACGAAUAUAUAGACGAAUCAAGAAUAGAGAAAAAACGGGGGACAAGGAUACCCGGCGAACGACUCUAUCCUGUUCGUCUCUGUGUCGAUGACUACAAUCGCGAACAAUAAACGAACUAUGCCUCUUAUGAGCGUACAACUUUGAUCAUAUAUACGUUAUUUUUUUUCCUCUAGUCAGUGGCGUUUUAUUAUACUUGACCUUUUUUUAAAGCUUUUUUUAAAAUUUUUAUUUACAUCGUAUUUCCAAUGGAUUCUUUUCCGAUAUAAUCCUGCAAACGAUUCAUAAAACUUGCGACGUCACUAGUUUCUAAAGUAUUGCAGUAUCAUUUUGUCAUACGUUGUAGCAAACGAAAAACAAAGUAUCUUGGAAUUCUAAAAAUAAUUUACGUUUACACGAAAACGAAGUAUUUUACACAUCGACAAAUUCUCUUUUAUAUAACGAAUUGUGCAUACUUUAUAAAGUAGAUUGAUUAUAGUCGAACGUUAUAAAUUUUUUAUCGUUGAUUUUUUGAUGGGCUAGGGGGAGAAGAGUAAGGCAAAUGUGAUGAUAAAAUGCUGUUUGCAAUUUUCGAUAUUUCCGCGAUCGUGUAUUUAUAUACGUGUGUACAUGUAUAUACAUACAUAAAAGUAUAUUAAAAGAAAAAAAUUGUGAGGCUGUAAAUUAUACAUUUUUUACACAUCGAGAGAGACGGAUCGGUAGAGUAAAAGUGCCUUUUUACCAAACCAAGCGUAGAUCUGAAUCCGCAGAACGACGAUCGACGAUUUAGGAGAUAUGGAAUAAUUAUUCAUUUUAAAAGUCACGAAUUAAUUAAUAUUCUUGCUUCGGAUUAAUAAGAUUAAUCGACUUAUUAAUUUAUCUGACGAUCGUUGUUCUUUCGCGUGAUACACCUGGGCGGUUCAGAUCUCUAGUAUAUCAACUAGUAUACUAGAACUGUUAUGAAUUUUGCGUGUAACAUAUUACAAUCUCUACUGCCGCGGUCGUUCGAAGAAGCGCUUACAUUCCUUUAUAUAUACAUACUGUCUUCUUUACAUUGUAGGUAGUCUAAUAAAAUUUUUUUAUUCCUAGAACAUACGCCGCCGAUCAAAUGCCGGGGCAUUUUUAAGCUUAACGGAAUUAUCGUUCUCUUCGAUCGACUUUCAAUUCACUGUCCAAUAAUAUUAUCUAUAAUAGGUUGUGUAAAUAGGAAAGUAAACGAUGAAAUAAAAUUGUGGACGUGAGAAAUCUAUAUCACAUAGCUGUCAUUUUCAUGAACAAUCUGAUGUCUUAUUGUCUUCUUAUUAAUCCUUAAAUUACAGUUUUUAAUCGAAGGAUUAAAGGGAAGCGAAAUUUCUAGAUGACAUCCUAAGUUAAAACUUGUUUUUAGAAAUCGCGCAAAAUUUUUGUCGUUUAAUCAUUUCGUGCAUAUGUUGGCAAAAACAAUGUCAACGCGAGAACUUGUUUUAAGUAGACAAUUAUUUUUUACACAACUUAAUUGUGAUGCUAUAUAUUUCACUAGAUAUAAGUAUGCAUCUAUAAAAAAGAUUUUAAUUUCUUAAUCUGGCAACUUUGAGCUCUGUCUUUCUACUUGUAAUUCUGACGUGAAUAUUUUAUGUAAUAUAUAUGUUAUAUCGCGCGCGUUAUAUAUACUGUGUUACUCGCGUACCUUAUUAAGAACAUAAGCUGUUCGCUAUACAUAUGCAAUAGAUCUUAUAUUGUUUUGUAUCUUUAUUAAAACCAAAUGUUUGACUCUAUCAUAUUUGAAGUAGCGUGGGAAAUCUAUAUUAAUAUAAUCUACAGACCAAUUCGUUUUGUACUUUUCGAUGCAACGUAAAAAUUCCUCGUACAUCGGAGCGGUAGUAUCCAAAUCGGCGAUAGUAAAGACGUAUCGCUUCUCCAAUGCAACGUAAAUGGUUUUUUUCUUCUUCGUGUGUAAAAGUUUUGACAAUGUGCGGACGAAUCCAUCCGUGAUCUUGUCAUCGUAGAUUACUGCAAAAACAAGAAAAAUAAGAUAUCACUAUCAUUCCAUACCAUUAUAAUACCAUUAUCAUUCCUCUUAUCUCUAUAUCUUUUACAUUUGUUAUCACAAAAUAUAGAAUUAUUAAAUUUACCAUCCGCAGCCAA